Rhodamnia argentea is the source of this 1240-nucleotide messenger RNA. Its product is annotated as protein TONNEAU 1a-like. NCBI's taxonomy places the organism in Eukaryota, Viridiplantae, Streptophyta, Magnoliopsida, Myrtales, Myrtaceae. The coding region runs from base 215 to 1006 and encodes 263 amino acids. The transcript is spliced from 8 exons. Gene Ontology annotation, molecular function: protein binding. The record is from RefSeq and is a predicted model, not a curated record.
CACAUAAUUGCCUCCACCAAUUCACCUCUCACCAGCCAGCAGAACGCUCUCCUCUCUCUCUCUCUCUCUCUCUCUCUCUCAAAUAGGACAAAGGAGAGAGCUUACGAGCGGACGGAGCGAAGCGAAGCUUCAGUUUCAGUCCGCACGCACUGUCCAGUGAUCACAGAGCAAGCUCGAGAAGAAAGGGGAGAGAGAGAGAGAGAGAGAGAGAGACAUGGACGACUACACGAGAGAGAUGAUGGACCUCAAAACCCUAGUCACUCGCACUCUUGAGAAGAAAGGUGUCCUGGCGAAGAUCCGGGCUGAACUGAGGGCAAGUGUAUUUGAGGCAAUUGAAGAGGAGGAUCAUGUUGUGGAGACAGAAGGUUUACCUCCUGCUUUGUUAGGUAGCUGCAAUGAACGGGCAAAACAACUUCAUGCUUCUCCUUCAGGGAGGCUGUUAACAGCAUUAAUUUCUGAAUACUUGGACUGGGCGCAACUGAACCACACGUUAAAAGUUUAUCUGCCCGAGUGUAAUUUGCAAAAGGAUUUUUGGAAAGCUGAACUGAAGGAAUUUAGCAGCAAGAAUGGAUAUGAUAUUAACCGAAAUGGAGAUAGUGGUCCUUUGCUGUUGGAUGUGCUUGAAGGAUUUUUAAAAUACGAGACUUUAACCAAACCAAGGGGUGCGGGAAGGAGAAUGACUGCUACAGACGGCGAUUCCAUACCAUUAGAGUCUCGGGAUGUUCGUAGGCCUUCGUCAUCUGUUGCUGGGGGCUUACCCCCAUUGGGAAGGUCUGCUCCAGCUGCCCAGGCAUCUGGUAGGAGAGCUGGCUCCUCAACAUCUAAUUAUAGAAAAGAUGAGUAUAAUUGGAGAUAUGAUAAUGACGAGCUCCCUGAUGAUAUCGUCCGAGCAUCAGCUGCUUUAGAAAAUCUUCAGUUGGACAGGAAAGCUAGGAAUCUCACUUCUUCUUGGCGGCAUGCUGGGGAUGGGAUCUCUGAAGAUGACGGGAGGGUGGACCAUAUGUAGAUGGUUGACUUAGUAUUUACUCGCUCUGUUGUGUAUUUUGGAUUGCAUUUAUCCUCGAGUGUUGUCUAAAAUUAGGCCGAUUUUAUGUUGUGGUCAUGUAAGUUUAGCAAUUUAGUCUCUCACGUUAUCCUUUUGAGUUGGAUUCUCUUGAAUCCUUUACUCUCAGAUCUAAUUCUAUUUGUCAUGGAUAUCUUGUUUUUCUUUUUAAAAUUGUGGGGACAACCUAUCCAACAU